Styela clava is the source of this 5204-nucleotide messenger RNA. RefSeq lists its product as uncharacterized. The record is from RefSeq and is a predicted model, not a curated record. Gene Ontology annotation, cellular component: nucleus. Gene Ontology annotation, biological process: regulation of transcription by RNA polymerase II. Gene Ontology annotation, molecular function: transcription cis-regulatory region binding. Lineage: Eukaryota; Metazoa; Chordata; Ascidiacea; Stolidobranchia; Styelidae.
UGGACUACACAGGUCAGCAGGUAGAAAGUUUUGACAGUUUAAAAUACAUUAACUGCAGAAUUAAGAAAAAAAAAUGGAAAUGAAGAAAAUGUGAAAUCUGUUAUCCAGUUAUCUGCUUCUUUGUUUUGUCUGUUGAAUGAAAGAUAUCAAUUAAUAAUCUUUCUUAUUUUUUGAUGUCCAAACAUCUGCCAAACUACAUACUGCAUUAUCCUGCACAAUUUUCAGAAAACGAUGUCUAAUCUCAAGGACGAUACCGGAGUGUAUCAUUUAACUGUUGGAACAGAGGUCAGCGCUAAAUACAGAGGGGCAUUCUGUGAAGCUCAAAUCAAAGUUGUGAAGAAAAAUGUUUCCUACAAGGUUUUGAGCAAGAAAACUGGCAAAAGUUGUCAUUUAUCAGAAGAAAAUAUAAACGGCCUAUUGAAGAUUGGUUCAGCUGUGGAAGCUUUAUUUCCUGAACAAACUGAUUGGCAGGAAUGUACAAUACAAAGUGCUAAGGACAAAAGUUCCUAUACAGUUAUUUUUGAUGAUGGAGAUGAAAGGACAUUAUCUCGUGGAUCAUUAUGCUUGAAAGGUGAUCGUCAUUAUGCAAAGAGUGAAACUCUCGAUAAUCUACCACUCACCGAUCCAGAAAAUUUUGGUACUCCUGUUCUUGCAAUGAAAAAGAGUCGAUCACGGAGGAGACCAGUAGAAGAUGAAUAUGAUGAUGAAAGUGAAGAUCAAAGGACUCCUGAAAAAGAAAAACCACCGAAAGAUACAGGUAAAAAGAAAACAAUAGAUGAAAGUGAUAAGCAAGAAUCUAGUAGUGAAGAGGAAGAGGAGGAUGAUGAUGAAAAACGUAAACGAUGGUUGGCAGAUCCAUUGAUGGGCAAAGUUGUUAUUGUGGAGCCAAACGACAAGAGAAAACACUGGUUCCCAGGGCUAGUUGUCAACCCUCUUUGUUAUGAAAGACAUCGAAAUCUAGCAGCCAAUCAUAUCGUUGUUCGAUCAUUCAAGACAGGGAAGUUUUUGAGAGUAAAUCGUUCAAGCGUUAAAGAAAUGACUUCAAGCACAAUACCAACUAAACUUGACAGUGUAUGGAAAGAUGUCAUUUCUGAUGCUCAAAAUUGGCAAAAUUCAAGAGUUGUGUCUGAUGAGUGGAGAAUUGAUAUUAAAGAUAUUCUCAGUGACAGUGAGGAUGAUGAAAGUAGCGAUGAGGAAAAAAAUGAUAAAAACAAGAAAAAAUCAGAAAAAGAGGAUGAAAAUGAAGAUGAUAAAAAAGAUAAAGAGGAGGAAAAGAAGAAUCAUGAUUUCUUAGAAAUUCUAUAUAAAUUUAUGGAUGAUCGUGGAACUCCCAUCAAUAAAACUCCAGUACUUGGUUAUAAAGACCUUGAUUUGCAUUUAUUAUACGGACUUGUUGAACAACGCCAAGGAUCUCUUUCUAUCAAAUCUAUAAAGGAUUGGAAACAAAUAUAUCUUGACCUUGGUAUACCCAAGCCUAACCCUGCCGCUGGAUACAACGUUCGAACCGCAUAUGCAAAAUACUUAGGCGCUUACGAGGAAUACUGCAUGAGUUGGAAGCAUUUACCUCUGCCUGUGAAAAAGUCGUCCAAAGCGCCAGGGUCACAAAAUUCAGCAUCAAAAGAAAAGAAAAAAGUCACAGGAAAAAUCAAAGAAGAACCCCCAGAAAAAGUAAUAAAAAAAGAGAUGGAUAAAACUUCUCAGGAAAAAAGGAAAAUUAAGCUGAAAGACAAAGAUGCACAAAAAAAUAAAAGCCUGGAUUCAAGUGCAGAGGGAAAAACGAGAGGCCGAAAUUCCCCAAAUAUUGUUGAUUUGAAAGCACUCACUCAACAACGUAGAACUGCUCAAAGAAGAAGGGCAUCUGAAUCAUCCUCUGCAUCUGAUGUUACAACGGUGUCUAGUGGUAAAAGUGAAAAGAAAAAGACAUCCAAAACUAUCACUUCAAAGAAAGAUGAAGAGAGAUUUCGAAGUCCUGGUGGUCCAGAUUCAGAGCCAGAUGAUAGUUCUAGAUCCAUUAAAACGGAAAAGAAAGAGUCUGUGGACAAGAAAAACUCUGAUAAAAGUGCAAUGGAAUCUGCAGUAUUGAAACGAAUAAGACGAAACAGUACAAGUAAUGUGUCAACCCAGUAUGUGCAAGGAGAUCGAUUGAAGGUCAAGUAUGGCCAAGGAAAGACGUUCAAAAUCUAUGAUGCAAAGAUUCUGCAAGUCAAACCACCAGAAGGUCCAGGCGAAGUUACUGAGUAUCUCGUUCAUUAUCAGGGAUGGAAUGCAAGGCACGAUGAAAUAAUAAAACCCCAUCGUAUUGUGGGCUUAGCAGAUGAUCAUUCUAUCCCACAAAGCCCAUCUAGUCAUACUAAAUCACCACGUAGACCUAAAACACCAAACAGUUCUAGACAUUCAUCAGGUGGUAAAGAUGACAUCAUGCCUUCUCCUGGGUUAUCAAUUGAAUUGUCAAAACGGUUUUCCAUUGAUACGGAUUUGUCUCAUAUCACCGAUGAGCUGCCUUCCUUCAUAUCAAAACCACGUGUUUCACAUGGAUUGAAGAAAAAUCUGUCUGAAGAACUCGCAAAAUCAACAAAGAGUUCGGAAAGUUCAAAAUCUGUUUCAUAUGGUAACUCAGCUCGGGCUGGUUCUCCAGUUCUUGUUGGAUCACAAAGAACAAAGCGUUCCAAAUCUCCACAGAUAAAACCAGAACCACAUAACAGAAGUCCAGUACUGGUACGGUCAAAACCGAUCGAAAAAUCUUGCAGUUCAAAGGAAAAAACGAAUGGAAAAUCUUCACCUGUAAGGGAAAAGGAAAGUGCAGUAAAAAAAUUGGAAGAAAAAGACAAAAUUGUGAUAAAGACAGAACCGGAGACUGCACAAAAUGAAGUAAGCAAGCUCUCAACUGCAAAAUCUAAAAGCAAUGAAAGUACAGAGAAAGACACUGACAGCAGUAGCAGUACAAAUAGUAUAGUUGAGGAAGAAACUGUGAAAGAUGAAACUAUCGAUGACAACAGUGAUGAUACACAAGAAGACCUUGCCACACCCAUACAGCAGCCUCGUCGUACUUCAACUCGUAGAUCGAAAUCUCCAGCCUACCUGUCUGACUCGUGGUACCAACCGAAAAAACGAAAAUUCAGCACUUCUAAUGAAAAAACUCCUUCACCGGUUCCAACACCCACUUCGGAAUCCCCAACAGAAAAACCAUCAACUCCAACAUUGUGCAAAUCAUUCACUAACCAUCCAAUUUCUGCUGUCAGAAAAUCUCAGCGAUCACCGUCACCUUCUCUUUCCACAUCCUCUUCAAAUUCUACAGAAAGUGAAGCCACAUCUAAAGAAAAAUCAUCCCCUAUCUUAUUAUCAUCACCUGCUGCUUCAAAUUCUCCUGUGACGACAAAAAAUCGCGACAAAUCAAAAUCUAAGGGUACGAAAACUCAGGAAAAGUCUAAUACAAAAUCAGAAGUGGAAGAUGGCAAUGACAAAAAUAACAAUAAUAAAAAUAAAUUACCUGAAACACUGCUGGAAGCUAAGCAGGUCGAAAGUUUACAGACAUCGGAGUAUGAUAAUUUUGAUGAAGAAGCACCUAGUAUUGCACUUGAAAAACACAAAAAAUCUAGGCAGUCACUCUUACGUUCAAAUGAUAAUAAACAUCCUCUCGACCCUGUGAAAAUCAUUUCUGCCAAAGAUGAAAAGGAAGGAAUAGAAAUAGGGCAGACAGAAUCUCUGGUUCACGAAAGAGAAGUAAAGGUAACAGCUGCUCGGAAAACAGAUGAACGUAACGAUGAACCGAAUCGCCGAAAAAUCAGAAAACGUAAGGCUAAUAAUAAUGCUGCUGAUCAAAAUGAACCACCAAAAAGUCCGAAAGUGGAAAAAAUUGAGUCGGAAGAAAAAGUUGAAAGCUCAAGUAGCGACAAAUCAGCAUCACCGCCAGAUACACAACAGAGCAAUAUUCCAACUGUGACAGCAUCUGAUGAUAUUGCAACUGAGGGACCAUCAUCAUCUGUGGCGACUAUCAAUCAUGAAAAUUCACCAGCUACUAACAAUGCACCAUCCCUUAAUGUUACUACACUUCCACAAAAUCCACCUUCUAGCAGUAAGUCUCUUCUUGAAAACACACCACCAACUACACCUGAGCAAUCUCCAACUCAUGUAUCAGAAGAUCAAGAUAUGGAAAUUGAAAAACAUUCACCUAUGGUAGAUAGUGAUGCUAUGGAUAUCGGGGAAGAACGCAAAGAAAGCAUGGAGAAUACAAGCAGUAGCGGAAAUGAGCAACCUUCUUAUUCUGGGAAAUCAGUGACAGGAAAAGACGAUAAAGAGACAGAAAAUAAUGAUAAACAAGAAGAUGAUACACAAGCUCAAUCUUUGCAGAAGAAGAGGGGACGAAAGAAAAGAACAAAUCAGAAAAAUAGAAAUAACCGUCGACUAAGCUGUGGAAAUGACAAAGAUUCUGAAAGCGAAGAUGAAGCAGAUAAUGAAACAGGUGAAGCAACUAGGAAGAGGCAUGACAGUGGAAAACAGAGGAAGAAAAGAGCAAAAACAAGACCUGAACCUCCUACAGCUCCUCCACCUUUGCCGAGAGAAAAGUUGGAAAGCAUGUCCCAGGAUGAACGUAUUGCUCUACUGCAGUCUCGCAUGGCUGAAAUGAGAAAAGUAUAUCAUCAACUCAAACAAGAGGUUGCCAAUAUUGACAGAAAGCGGAAACGAGCGAAGAGACGUGAAAGAGAAGCUGCUGAAGCGGCCCAGUCUAUCAGCAAGCAAGCCCAAUCGCCUUGUGCUCUGUCCAAAGCCUCGAACGUCACUGAAAACAAAGUCGAACAAGGGACGACUGAUCUAUCCGAGAACAACGUGGCUAAUGUUCAAGUGGCUUCAGAAGGUGAUACAAAAUCUGAAGAUGGUGGACAAUCUAUAUAACGGAGUUGCUUUUUUAUUUUUGAAUAUUUUUUUUAUAAGAGAGAGAUAUAUUGUUGCAUCAGAGUUUAUAAGGACUUCAACGCAUCAUGGAUAUUGUUGCCAUCAACUCAGGAAAUAACUGGGAGGCACGAGAUAAAAUUUUAAGCGUGGUUUACCUACUUGCUACACAGUCUUGUCCGUCUUGCACAAACUACUAUGAUACUGCCUGCCUAAGCAAGAGGAGUGUUUGUGACAUCUAAUUUGCCCCCAAACACUUUCUUUUUCCUUUAAAUGAAAGUAAUUAUUUGUUUAAUAAUAAAUAUUGUUUGAUGGUA